This is a messenger RNA of Exophiala spinifera, 2457 nucleotides long. RefSeq lists its product as uncharacterized. The record is from RefSeq and is a predicted model, not a curated record. The transcript has a single exon. NCBI's taxonomy places the organism in Eukaryota, Fungi, Ascomycota, Eurotiomycetes, Chaetothyriales, Herpotrichiellaceae. The coding region runs from base 1 to 2457 and encodes 818 amino acids.
AUGGAUGACUGCGGCCCCCUCUACAACGUGCGCAUGAAGCGCGGCCAGGGCUACAAUUCAUAUAUACAAGAAGUUCGAAUCGACAAUGCUGUCACCAUCACCAAGCUCCAGGACAAUGCGCGAACGGCCAGCCUCACUGGUAGUGAUUCUGAGACCGUCACUGCAUCGCUCACCACAACUGCAUCCGUGUCCAAUGCACCGCCCAAGCAAGGUAUAGAUAUGACAGACCUCAUAGCCGUCGUGAAAGAAGGUCUGAAGACAACGACGGCGGAGUCACCGCAACAACCAAAACUUCCAUACUUGCUAAAACUGGACCCGAAUGCUCGACAUAAUCAAACAGUCACGUUCUCAUCCAAGCAGGUGAAGAGUGUCCUCGAGAUGAACAAUGCGAUGGGUUUCAAUGCUUCUGCGGCGAUCAAGGCCACCAGCUUGGGCCCUGGAGCUGAAGCUGGUUCCAGCCUCGCGACGAGCAACGACCUUGGCGCAAACGACGUUAAUUUCCUCGUCCACGUCAAAGUAGUCAACGAAGCCGACGACCGCAAAGAAGAAUGGUCGUUCAACGAGGUCACAGGUCUGAACGAAGUGCUCAGCGACGACAAGGAUACACAUACUCGCAGCGUCGAAUUCACCCGGAUAUACGGAGACUGUUUCAUCUCGGACUUCGUGGAAGGUGGUGAGAUGUACGCAUGGAUCGGCAUCAAGUCCCUGGACCGCAAGAACUCGAGGCAGUUGGCGCUACACGCCUCGGCGCAGCUGACGCCCAUGGCCCUACCCGUACAAGCCUCAGGUAAGAUGGAUAUGUCUCAAGAACGAUCCCGGCUGUUUUCACAAGCCACGACAUCGAUCCGCAUCCAGUGGCGAGGUGGCGGGCAGAUCAAAAACCAUGAUUUUCCAUGGGGUAUGGACAACCUGGUUCUGAUCGCAAAUGCCUUUCCGUCCAUGGUGGCUGCUAAACCAGCCAAGAUCCGUGCCGUCCUGACCUCGUAUGCGGCACUAAAGAGUUUCCAGGACCACCGGCUAGCCAAUCCACGGAUCCCUCUGCCGUUGACGUACGACCACUGCGCCAUCUACACGAGUACUCUGUAUGAGGAUUUCGUGGCGUUUCAAGAGUUGUGUGAAACGCUCAAUGAUAUGAUCCGGGUACCGCAAAACUAUCGGAAUCGAGACGACGACAAGACAAAGAAGGACAGUCAAAAGAUGGCUCUUCAAGCCUCAGUUGCAGCUCAGGUCCCUGGCGGCGGAGUUGAGGCUGGAUUCGAAUUUUCUCGUUCAGGGCCAAGAUACAGUGUCGUGGCUCAGACCGCGGUGCCCGCAGGAGAUGACACUGAAACGGACAGAAAGACCCGUCCACUCAUGGACCUGGACGCGAUACUACUCGACACAACGCGAAGGUUGGCAAGUAUGGACCCGGACCCACAGAAGCUGAGUAUGAUGAGGCUUUUGUGUCGUUCGUCGAUGAUUUAUAUCCAAGAGCAGGCGGCGGCAUUGGUCGUAGACCCCGAGCGGUCAAUUACCAAACACGACGAGCACGGUCGACAUGUAUACAGCCUUCCGAAGUACGUCUGUCCUGGAGUCAUCCAAAGCAUUCUUCCCGUACCCAAAUACGACGACAACAGCAGCAGCAGCGAUUGGCGGGUCAAGGAUCUGGCGGAUUUGUCUGCCGCUAAGAAUAUUCUCAGCAGUCCGUCAAAUUACUGGUGGGAUGUCAUCGGCGAGCCGUUGUCUCAGUAUAAGAAAUACAAACACUUUGCCAUAGGGAAUUUUGACUUGGAAGAUGAAGAGUUCCCCCAGCGCAUUGCAGUGCAACCUUUCGAGGCUGCGUGGUAUCGCGGUCGCAGGGUAAAGGACAGCCACAAUGCCAUUGGCGGAAUCGGACUCGGAUACGCGGACAAUAAAUCAGUGCUCAAUGUCAACGUCAAGACCGUCGAGGGCAAUGAGAUCCGGGGACUCAAAAAUUCCACCACAGAGGAGCAGGGCACCAUGUUUGCGAACAUGUAUGUUGGGUGCAAACCGGGCCCGGAGAGGUGGAAGCAGAUCGACGAGCGUGGUUUGGCUGCAGCCCCAAUAAAUCGGGUGCAUGUGUAUUAUCUUCCUGGCACCGGGAGGAUCGCCGGACUCGAAUUCUUGUCCGACCCCAGCCUGACAGACGGCAAUGACGCUUUGGCGCGGGCGACGCCGGUGUUUGUCCACAAGGCGUGGGAACAAGGGACAAACGCAGACAGUGUCGAGGCAGAGAAAUUGCUGGACAGAAUGGAGUGCCAGGCUUUGUACCCAGGUGAUGGCUUGUCAGGAGACGAGAUCGACAAGAAUUGGAUGUUUGCUGGUCUGGUAGGUGCUUUCGAGAAAGUCGGGGUGCUUGGAAGCGUGGGUAGUUCGACGGGCGGCAGAGUGUUGGCCAAGGUCGCUGUUAUCUGGAAGAGACGACCAGGGUCUCUGAAUACAGUGGCGAAUGGGUGA